UAGAGAUUAUUUUCAUACGUCGAAUGGUACUCUAGGUAUCUCGUAUGUCCGGCCUUUAUUCGUUAAACGGCGUAGUGGAGCGGUAUCUUUUUCCAAGGCACCGCAAAUAGUUGCUUCUCACGGUGAGUUUUCGUUCGAUCGUCCGACGUAAGUCGAUUCCGAUUCAAGUCCUGAGUCUCGACGAUCUACGAGCGCAACUCGCCAUUCCGAGGGGGAUACAGCUUUCCAGCCGUAGCACGAGGAGAAAGGAUCACGCAGCCAUGGGCGUGGAUGUCGAAGUCUUGAAUCCUGGAGACGGUCAAACCUACCCAAAGACUGGGCAAACAGUAGUCGUGCAUUAUACAGGUACCCUUGCCAAUGGGAAGAAAUUUGAUUCCAGCAGGGACCGUGGUAUACCGUUUAAGUUCAAAAUUGGCAAGGGCGAGGUAAUUAAAGGCUGGGACCAAGGGGUUGCACAAAUGUGCGUCGGGCAGCGGGCCAAGCUGACCUGCUCUCCAGACUUCGCUUAUGGUAGCCGAGGCCACCCUGGAAUUAUCCCGCCAAAUGCCGUUCUCAUCUUCGACGUGGAGCUUCUGAAGGUGGAGCCUUGAAAUACCUCUUAGAGUGUACCAAACUUGACCAAACGCAUUUCAAGAAAGAAAAAAUGAAAAAAAAAAUGAAACUUAUCAAAUUAUGUUAAGUAGUCGUUGCACGAAUGGCACAUCCUACUCUAAUGCCUUAAUUCAAUCGCUCGUACAUUAAAAGCUAUAUUUGCGAUUUUCGCGAAGUAAUAUAUGGAGGAGUUGGAAAAGUCGGUUCCCCCCCACCCCCUGACGGACCACAAAGAAACGACGUACAAUUUAUACAAUGUAUAAAUUGCGGAUCAAUACUCUCAAACAUUGUCGCAUAGCUGUUAGGACUGUAAGGUCGUGUAUUAAUAUAUGUAGUUCGAUUACCUGCUCUCCAAGAGAUGCUACUUAACUUGUGUACUUGAUUUGAAACUCGACUAAUCGUGUUCCUAUUAAUGAGCGGUUGAAUAAAGGGACCCUCCAGAUAUUUAUGAAAAUUUAACCUGUGUUCAUUCCAUUUACCACGUGUUUUCGGUGAUCCUUCUAUAGUAUUUUGUACAAAGAUUCAAUAAAGAAAAAGAACAAUUGAUAAUGUAACGCUGCAGGUUUUCAUAGAAUAAACUGCAAUAAAAAGUUUCUAUCUUUCUCUGCUUCCUCGAGCAUUAUACAUCAUUUUUUUCAUAUAUUGUAUGAACAAGUAAUUGGAAACACAAAUGUAAGAAGGAUAAGCAUUGCACUAUAAUAAAUCUUUUUCCAGGUUGA
Wasmannia auropunctata (little fire ant) is the source of this 1310-nucleotide messenger RNA. RefSeq names its product 12 kDa FK506-binding protein (gene Fkbp12). The record is from RefSeq and is a predicted model, not a curated record. The transcript is spliced from 4 exons. Bases 261 to 590 code for a protein of 109 amino acids. Lineage: Eukaryota; Metazoa; Arthropoda; Insecta; Hymenoptera; Formicidae. Gene Ontology annotation, molecular function: peptidyl-prolyl cis-trans isomerase activity.